Molecule: messenger RNA, 979 nt
Organism: Malus domestica (apple)
Lineage: Eukaryota; Viridiplantae; Streptophyta; Magnoliopsida; Rosales; Rosaceae
Molecular function (GO): carbon-sulfur lyase activity
Source: RefSeq, a predicted model, not a curated record
AUUGCAAGUUGUCGACUGGAUAGGCUAGGUGUCGAAUAUGUGAACUUGAGACUUUCUGGUCGUGGUUGUUGGCAUAGUUGCUAGUGUAUGGCUAAAAGGGAAGACAAUAUUCAUGAACUGUAAGUGCAUUUGAAGGAGAAUACAGAGGAGAGAAAAUAGAAGUCAGAGUGAGAAACUCUUGGGGGUAGAAUGAGCGCUCGGGAAAUUCUGUAAGUGGGUGUUAAUCUAAAUCUUGAUUCCGCACUAGAUCGACUUGAAGAAAAAAUCCUGUUCAUUAGCGGUACUGUUGAAGACUUAGAAUCGUGAGGCAUGGACUCUGAGAUGGUAGUCCAUGAAGGCGGGUGCCACUGCAAGAAGGUAAGAUGGCGAGUGAAGGCGCCUAGCAGUGUCGUGGCUACGAGUUGCAACUGCUCGAAUUGCUCUAUGAGGGGUACCACCGCUUUCGUUGUCCCUGCCGAAAGAUUUGAACUUUUGGGUGAUUCUGAGCAGUUUAUUACAACUUACACCUUCGGUACUCAUACGGCAAAGCACACGUUCUGUAAAGUUUGUGGGAUAACUUCCUUCUACUAUCAACGCGAGAACCCUGAUGGGGUCGCAAUCACGUUUAGGUGUGUUGAUCCUGGAACACUCACCUGCGUUGAGAUUAAGUAUUUCGACGGGAAAAAUUGGGAAGUUUGACACAGUCAAUCAGGCAUUGUGUCGCAGUCAGAAGUGCAAACUCUGCAAAAUAUAGGCUAAGUCGUCGUCGUCGUGCGUUUAGGUCCUCUGGGGAUUUUAAAAUGUUUAUGUGGAAUGUUAUGGCUUGUAUCAUUGUAUGUAAUGGCUACUUUCUUGUGUUGUUUUCGUCUCCCCUUAUGUUUUGUUCUCGUGUUCCUUUUGUUUUGGCCAAAUGUAUGAUUUUGGUACUUGUAGAAAACGUCCACUUUUGUCCUUGUAGUUACAAUUGUUGCAAUUUAGAAUCCGUUUGGAUGUGUGAAAA